Heterotrigona itama is the source of this 777-nucleotide messenger RNA. The record is from the annotation of a GenBank genome assembly. Lineage: Eukaryota; Metazoa; Arthropoda; Insecta; Hymenoptera; Apidae.
AUGAGCUGGCAAACAGUCGAGAACCAAUAUUUCAGAGAUAUGAAAUUUUUCGGGCAGCUAGCCGGUGUGUGGCCAUGUCAGGAAAGAUUUGCUAAAUUGUCUGUGCUACUUUUUUCAUUCCUUGUGGUGACUCUUUCAUUUCUAAGCAUGAUGUCGCGGAUAAUAGUAUUUUACAGUACGGACGUGCUAUUCCAAGGGUUGGUGUAUAUGGAUACAGCUAUAAGCGUUUUAUUUAAACAAUAUCAUUACGUCCUGAAUGCGAAGAAGAUAGAGGAACUUUUAAGUGAAAUCGUGGUCGACCGCCUAACGAAAUAUCCGAAGGAAGAACUGGAGAUUUUGGAUUCGUACUUCAACAAGGCCUCUUUCAUCGCCUCCUCUUAUAGAGGCAUCAUAUGUUGUACUGGAUUGUCAUACAUCUUUCUACCGGCAAUACCUCCUAUUCUGAAUAUCAUAAAACCACUGAAUGAGUCACGAGGCCACGUAUUAGUCUAUCCGGCUUAUUAUUUUGUUGAUGAAGAGCGAUAUUAUUAUCCCAUAAUAACACAUAUGACACUAGCAAUAAUAGUAUUAGACAUUGUGUAUAUCGCCUGUGACAUCAAUUUGAUUUAUUUCGUACACCAUGCAUGCUCUUUGUUGAGUAUCAGCGGGUACCGUUUCAAACACGCGUUCGAUGGAGUGAGCUUAUGUGACGGAAGGGACAAUAACCUAUUGCAGGAAGUUCACGCGAAAGUGUACAGAGCCAUCGCGGGACACCAAAGAGCUGUCGAGUUAGUAUCG